GUAUCAGAAUAUUUGUGCAUCAGAAUAUCUGUGUAUCAGAAUAACUGUAUAUCAGAAUAGCUUUAUAUCAGAAUAUCUGUAUGUUAGAUUAUUUGUAUAUCAGAAUAUCUGUAUAUAAGUAUAUCUGUGCAUCAGAAUAUCUGUGUAUCAGGAUAUCUUUGACUUCAUUCCCCAAAUUGAAAUUUUCAUUGCAUACAUACCUACCUACCUACCUACCUACAAACAUACAUGUACAUAAAUACAUACAUAAACAUACAUACAUUAUUUGUCGAAAUGCGCAUCUGGUGCAUCAAAAUUGGUACCGUAUAAGUUUUACAUACAUACAUGUACAUACAUACAUACAUACCUACAUACCUAGCUACAUACAUACAUACAUGUGCAUACAUACAUACAUACAUACAUGUGCAUACAUACAUACAUACAUACAUGUGCAUACAUACAUACAUACAUACAUGUGCAUACAUACAUACAUGUGCAUACAUACAUACAUUCAUACAUGUGCAUACAUACAUACAUUCAUACAUGUGCAUACAUACAUACAUUCAUACAUGUACAUACAUACAUACAUACAUACAUGUAUAUAU
Ostrea edulis (European flat oyster) is the source of this 584-nucleotide messenger RNA. RefSeq lists its product as uncharacterized. Lineage: Eukaryota; Metazoa; Mollusca; Bivalvia; Ostreida; Ostreidae. The record is from RefSeq and is a predicted model, not a curated record. The transcript is spliced from 2 exons. The annotation marks the transcript as partial.